AUGCCGGCGAAACGAAAAUCAAAUGGAAGCACCAGCGGCACCAAGAGGAGCACGAAAACAACGAGAAAACAGUCAAACUCUGAUGAUAACGAGCAAAGCGGAUCCGAAGACGAGAAUAAUGUCGAAUUCGACAAAAGCAAACUUCAGAAGGCUUUCAAAUUUGAUUUCGAAGAACUUAUGGCCGAUCCCUUGUUCAGUCAUCCAGAGUUCAUUCAUACAAUGGAACCGGAAGACUUGACGAUUGAGUUUUUCGAAAAAGAGGGACUUGAUAAGCCGAUUCACUUCAGAUGUGAUCCGAAAAGAAUAGGCAUGACGUAAGUUCUGAACAUUUGCAAAAAAUGAUUAUCUGUUUCAGUCUGCCACCAUCGUCAUUCUCAGUAGACGACGUCUUAGAGUUAGUUGGUGGGAAUCGGAUGAUAGAGGUUGUACAGGUGGAAGAUCAGGGAAGCGUCAAAAUGUCCCUUCAGGAGUUUGUCGACUUCUACAAGUGAGUUUCCGUGAACUCAGUGACACACUUAUUAUAGGAGCAUCUCACAGAAAUGGCGCUCUGUUCGCAAUCUGGCCGAAUUUCUAGGCCGCGAAGUAAUGUUCCACUGAAAAUGGGGUUUACUUUUCAAACUCGGCCCCGAGGUCACUCCAUUUGCAGUGCAAAAACAGUUUCACAACGGAGCGCCAUUUCUGUGAGGUGCCCCUAUAAUACUAAAGCGUUGUUUUCCAGAACACCACAAAAAGAUCGCAAAAAACUGUACAACGUUCUCUCGCUGGAGUUCUCAUUGACUCCGCUCGAAGAUCUUGUCAAAUCGCCUUUACUUGUUCGUCAAAUUGACUGGGUGGGAACACGCUGGCCAGACGCUCUCCGUCAGCGAUGGAUUUCGUUCAACGGAAGAGAAAAGAAGCAGUACAAUCCUCACCACACAUUCCCGAAAGUGCAAAAUUACUGUCUGAUGAGCGUCUCCAAGUGCUACACUGAUUUUCACAUCGACUUCAGUGGGACUUCGGUCUGGUACCACGUCUUGAAGGGACGCAAAGUGUUCUGGUUGAUACCGCCGACGGAAACCAACUUCUUCAUCUACCAGGAGUUCAUCAAAACAGUCGGCGAUAACGCGUUCUUUGGAAAGACCGUCGAAAAGUGUCACAUGGCGAUACUGGAGCCGGGAGACACGAUGCUCAUCCCCAGCGGAUGGAUCCACGCAGUAUACACUCCAGAUGACAGCCUCGUUUUCGGAGGAAACUUUCUUCACUCUCAGUCUUGCAAAACUCAAAUCAGAGUUUAUCAAGUUGAGAACAAGCUGAACGUAUGUAUCCCUCAAAGCUCUGAAAUGCUCAAGCGCUAUUUUAGAUCACCCGUAAAUUCCGACUACCAUACAACGAGGAGCUCCUGUUUUACGUCGUCGCCGACUACGUUAAAAAGUGGACAGGUCGGGAAUACGUGCGUCCGCUUCGAAUUGAAGAUGCCAAAAUGGAUUACGUGGGAGAGAAGUGGCAAGCAGCCGGAGGACAUCAUCGCAAAAUAAUCUAUUCUGACUACGAGACAGGCGUCGAACUGACGAAUGAGAUGAUUGGAAAUGAGGAAGGAAUUGCUAAAGAUGGUAAAGAGAGGGAAUAGAAUGGGCGAAACAAAUAUGAAUAGUUAAAGAAGUCAAAGUGAUUGCAAUGCACGCCGAGAACUCGAUGUUCGGUAAUCCGAAUCCUAUGAUCAGUAAGAUGGCGUUCGCGGCGGAAAUGGGAUUGGAGGCGGAAGCGGAGGACGACGAUGAGGAGAAGUACACAGAGACGAAAGGUUUAAAACGGAGAUGACUUUAAAAAGCAACACUAAGAUAUUCAGAAGACAUGGAAAUUCGGAGAGACGCUGAGAUUGACGAACUCGCCCGCACGAAUCCGCUGAUCUUCUACAAAAACUCGGUUCGCUCUCGCAUUCCGCAUUUCUCAAAUCAUUCGCAAUUCUUCUAGAAACAUGACUUCAUCCGCAACAAGUGCGUCCCCGAUCACAAACUCCCGAUCGGGCACGAGCCACCGAUCGAGUUCAUCGCUUCGGAAAUCUUGCGAAUUUCGCCACGUCUUCUCGAAGAACUAGAAGCACUUGGCAGCUAUCUCCGCCGGAAAGCGCGAGUGGAAGUGGCGGAGGGAAUCUGUCAACCGGCCUCGCUUCUUCACGCCUUCAACACGGUCCUCAAAAAGCGGCGCGCCGAUUUGGUUAGUUUGAAAAAUCAAUAAACGGAAAAGAAGGGAAAACGAAAAGAAACAAACAGAAAGGCCGUUCGGCGUCUCCGUCUCCCUUUCCCUCCCUCUCUCUCUCUCUUUUCGAUUGUCUCUCCACAGGGGACACCACAGUUUUUGUGUGAACCACGUGGGGAUACGUCAGAAAGACUGCUCCAGAGUGUUUACAACAGUUAUUGAUUCGCAAAUCGCACUCCGCAGAUGGCUAUUCAAUUCAUAUCCACCGCUGACUCGCAAUGAGCGAAAAACGCAAGAGUUGUACUCGUCGAUAAUAUUCUAUCAAUCCUAAUAGUCGCGUUUAACUGUUUCAGCAAUGUUAA
Messenger RNA from Caenorhabditis sp. 36 PRJEB53466, 2537 nucleotides. Lineage: Eukaryota; Metazoa; Nematoda; Chromadorea; Rhabditida; Rhabditidae. The record is from the annotation of a GenBank genome assembly.